Messenger RNA from Colletotrichum orchidophilum, 1356 nucleotides. RefSeq lists its product as uncharacterized. Bases 1 to 1356 code for a protein of 451 amino acids. NCBI's taxonomy places the organism in Eukaryota, Fungi, Ascomycota, Sordariomycetes, Glomerellales, Glomerellaceae. The transcript has a single exon. The record is from RefSeq and is a predicted model, not a curated record.
AUGAUAGCCAGGGACUUUAAGCGCGUCGUCCUCAUCAUAGGCCCCUUUCUAUUUCUCGUCUAUGUCGGUAUACGGUGUCUCAACUUUAGAGACUCCUCCUCCGGCUUCAAUACGUGGUUCGAUCACAUCUUUGCGCCGAACUGGAGACAAGACGAUGAACUUCAACCUCACUCGUGGCCGGCGCCUUCGGCCGCGCCGACUCAAGUGCAGCCUGUAGAUGGUGUACUUAAUCCUCCCCCAGCAUCAAAACAAACACAUCACGAGAUCUUCUCGACGUCCACUUUCAACAAGAAAUUCUUCACCAUUCGAUUUGGCGAUGAAGCGGCAAUCAACCCCAACGUCAUCCCACAUCCCAGCAUCGAGAAUACCUUUAUCAUUAUUGCGCAGAAGCGCAAGACACACGGCGAUACAUCGGAGCAUGUGGAGCUCGUUUGUAAUGCCGUCUUCACACUAGAAGGUCUCAUCUGCCUCGAAGCACCGACGGCUCUGCCCAUCGCAGCCACAAAGAGUGGCGCCGACAAAUGCCCACCAAAAUUGGCCUACAUCGCCAUGAACGUGGGACCUCAUGACGCGCGGGUCUUCUACGGCCCUAGAGCCCCCUUCAUCGUAUUCGGCUCCAACUCCAUAUUUGCCUGCUUUGGACAGUUUAUCCAAGACUUCCGCGUGCUCGGGGACUGGGGCUUCGAAAUGUCGUUGGAUCAAGGUUUCGGCCUCGGGACGGAGCUCCAACGUCCUCCGCCUUGGGGUACGAUGGAGAAGAACUGGUUCCCAUUCUGGGAUGAAGAGGGAGCAAUCUAUGUCCACCAUGACGUGUCACCGAAGCGGGUCUUUGCAAAGUUGAACGCGGACGGCUCCGUGGGGUCGGAUCUGGCGCCGUUGGCUGCUGGCGACGAGGCUUGCUUGAGCAGGUACAUGCCCAAACUGCCGCCAGACUUGGAGUCGAUACAUCAAGCGACGAAUUCGUUGAGUAUCACGUUUUGCAAGCGCAGUGACCCGAAUUGCAGGGCCACCAGUGACAAUACCUUUGUCUUUACGGUGUUCCAGCACAAGACCUUCUAUCAGUUCCAUAGCGAGUACGAACCGUACGUCAUGGUAUUCCGACAGAAGGCACCGUUUGAGGUGUUCGCGAUGUCGAAGCGACCGAUAUGGAUACACGGCCGGGAGGAGAGGGAUGAUGGAGGGUCUGACAUGUUUUAUGUAACAUCGAUGAGCUGGAAGAGAAAGGAUCAGAAAUAUCACGGGUUCUUGGACGACGUGUUGUUCCUAUCAUUUGGAAUAGAGGACCAAAGAGCGGGCGCUAUUGAUGUGCUGGCUGAAGACUUGUUAGCUGAGCUUGGGACUUGCUUGGAAGCGUGA